Caenorhabditis briggsae is the source of this 468-nucleotide messenger RNA. The transcript has 3 exons. Lineage: Eukaryota; Metazoa; Nematoda; Chromadorea; Rhabditida; Rhabditidae. The coding region runs from base 1 to 468 and encodes 155 amino acids. The record is from RefSeq and is a predicted model, not a curated record. Gene Ontology annotation, molecular function: protein binding.
AUGUCCAAAUCGGUGUCUAUACCACAAGCACUGUCCGACCUGAAACGGACGUCACUCCGACGGUUGAGUAGUGCAAGGAAUGGUGGAAACAAGAAAGAGAAGACUGUGACGACUUCAACACCUUUGAGUGGAUUUGUGAUAUUGGUGGAGAGGGAGGACAAGGUGGUUCGGUUGUAUGGUACCGCCGCCGAACGAGCCGGUCUUAGCAUCGGCGAUGAGAUCGUCGGGGUUAAUGAUAUGCAAAUCGAUGGUAAAAGCUAUGAGGAGGUCACCAAAUACAUUCAAGAGUGCAUCCGCCGAAAAAUCAUCCAACUCAAAGUUCGCCGUCGUGCUCUAGAAAUUCCAGCCGAAAACGAGGCGUCGGUUUUCAACUGCACCCAAACCAACCAUCGGAUGGUUACUGAUGCUUACUUGGUGUCCGUGGACAAGGACCAUAUAAAGGAAGUGACAAAGCGGUUGAAAAAGUAA